Molecule: messenger RNA, 2470 nt
Organism: Colletotrichum godetiae
Lineage: Eukaryota; Fungi; Ascomycota; Sordariomycetes; Glomerellales; Glomerellaceae
Exons: 5
Coding region: 111-2255 (714 amino acids)
Molecular function (GO): protein binding
Source: RefSeq, a predicted model, not a curated record
UCGCCCGUGUUCCUGCAAAUACCCGUCCAUGCCCGCUCGUCCCGGCUGGCCGCAUUUCUGGCCUCUUCUUCGUCAUAUUCCUUUUCAUGUGCCUUUGAGACGCUGUGAUUAUGAGAUUCCCGUGGCUUGCGUUGCUUUUCGUAGCUGGUCCGGGGCCUGUCCUUGGUGACCUAGAUGUACGACAAGUCUUGAGCAGCGCUCCGGCGGCCCCGAGUAACUCCGCCUCUACGGAGGUCCUAGUUUCCUCUCCCACUUCAUCCGUCUUUUCUGCUCCGACGUCUGUCCCGGCUCCGACGAUCAAUAGUAGCGUAUACGACCUCUCGCAGCAUUUCUGCCGCAUCUGGAGACAUGCAAGUGUCUUAGCCGAUGGAAAGAUCUACGUUGAUGGCGGCAAUACGUAUGUGCCGAAGAACAACAAAACAUUCUACAAUACCGAAGCCGGUCAAUUUGACGGGGGAAUGCACAGCCAACUCCUGGUUCUAGACCUCUCACAAGAUUUCACAAACCAGGAGACCAGCCCGUACUCGUCCGUCUUCAAGAGCCCCGACGUCCCCAACGGCCUCAUCGAGCACGCGAUGUGGUACUCUCAAACCACUCGUAAGGUCUAUCAGCUAGGCGGGUGGUUCUCCUUCAACAGCCUCAAUAACCCGGCCUUCGUUGCCGACAAGGAUAUCCCCGAGCCGGCCAUCUGGGAGUUUGACGUUGACGGCGAGAGUUGGUCCAAGUCGACUGACUUCAAGGUGUCGAACAAUGGCGAGAUUGUGGACAGGCCAGGCGCUGCUUCUUUUUGUGACGCGCCGACGUUGAACAGGAGUUACAUCUUUGAGGGUUACGUGCAGAGGAGAUCGGGUCCUGAGAAUGCCGCGUAUGCAUCUUCGUCAGACUUUCGGUUCCUCGAAGGCAUGCUUGAGCUUGAUACUGCGGAGCGCUCGCAGCCGAGGCUCACCAACAUCUCCGUUCCGACGUACGUUGGCCCGCGCAUGAAUGGCGCAAUGGUCCACGUCCCCGUCGGCGAAAAGGGCAUCGUUGUCAAUAUUGGUGGCCAGACUACGCGCGACCCAACGCCUUUCGGUAUCCGAAUCGAGGGUGCCAACGCAGGAAACGUCAAUACAAACCUCUCCUUCGUAGACAUCUACGACAUCGAAACAGGCUUCUGGUUCCGCCAAGAAACCUUCGGCCUCCCCGACAUCCCAACAGGCCGCUCCGACAUCUGCGCCGUCCUCGUCUCCGCCGCCGAUAAAUCCUCUUGGAACAUUUACAUGAUCGCCGGCGUCGAGAACUACAACAACUACAUCACCUCGGAAGAGAUCUGGGUCCUCACCCUCCCGACCUUCACCUGGAUCUUAGUGCACACCCGUGCCGACGGGAUGUACGGCCACACCUGCCACGCCGUCGGCGAGAACCUGCUCAUCGUAGGUGGCAUGCAGACCAAGACCGACGGCGGGAAUGUGAAUACCUGUGCCGAGCACAUGCCCGUCGAGAUCUUUUCGCUCGCAAGCCAGAAUUAUACGGGACGAUAUGAUACCCAGGCUGCGAAGCGUCUUGCGCCCGUGCCGUCGCAGGUUGUCGCCGCCGUGGGCGGGACGUCGUCAGGGGGCGCGAGUCAGAGGGCCACGAGGGCGUGGAGUGAUGUGUACUUGCAGUACAUCUUUGAUUCGUCACUGAGGAGGCCGGCGUAUACGCCCGAGUAUACUCUCGUCGUGGAGCCUAGCAGCACGGCGACGCCUUCGUCGUCUGCUUCACCAACGCCUCAGCCGGAUUCCGGUGGUCCGUCCAAGGGGGCUAUCGCAGGAGGUGUAGUAGGUGGUGUCGCUGCUAUUGCACUGGUGGGACUCGGGGCCUUCUUCUUGCUUCGGCGCAGGAAGAGGAGGAGGGCGGAUGAGGCUGCUGCCACGCAAGUAUCGCGACAGAGUGCCAUGUCGGAGCUGCCAGGGUACACCCCCUAUUCCUCACCCGAACCGAAGCCGGGCUUCCUCGACUCGCCAACGUCUCCUGGUCAUCACCACGACGUACAUGCUCAUGCUGCGGAGCUCGAGGUUCCGGCUAGUGCGAGCGAGAUGCCGAGUAGUCCGCGGUAUGGCGGCUCGUCGGUCGAGAUGGGGAGCGAUGCCACGGCGAGCCCAAGGGUCGGUGAUAUUAGCCCGCGGGUAGGUGAUGUGAGCCCGAGGGUUCCUGGUGAUGUUAGUCCUACGCUUGGGGAUGAGGGGUACGGGUACCAUGAAGGGCGGCAGGCGGGACAUCACCCUGGACGGUGAUUUUUGCUCCGGUAAUGGUGUGUUUGGCGCAAGGUCAAAGUUCGCGGAUUAUGGUGGAUCUUCGCUGGAUGGAGGGCUUCGGAAGUCAGGUCACCAUUCUGGAAAUAUUCGAUUUUCCUAAGGAAAAGACGUCUGCGAUCUUUUAUCAGGCGUCAUAAUAUCUGUCACUCCGAAAAUCUUUUGAAAUACUAAGUUUGAGGAUCAAAUCAUCCUCG